AGUGAACGCCGGUGCGGGCGGGCGGGGCGGGGUGAGGGCGCGGCGCAAGAUGGCGGCCCGCAGUGAGUGAGGAGACUCCUUGCCUCAGAUAUACACCAUGUACCGUGUGUCAUGUCGGCGCUUGCCAGGUCGCUUGGGUUUGUGUGUUUUCGAGCCUCUUCACAAAAUAGCCAUCAUCAAACAAAUUCUAAAGGUUUUCGUCCAUCACUACAGAUCAGGAAAUGGGGAAUGGCUCCAGAUUCGACAUUUUUACCUUCCUAAAUGCCAGUAUGUUACCAAAGUUGAUAAAGGACUGUACCAACGUGCAAAACCCAAAGCUGAACCAUCAUCAGCACCUUUUCCAGAGAAGUCACCUCUGAUCAAUGAUGUUGUUGUACGAUCAGUUCAACAAGUUCCCACAAUUACACCAUAUCCGUCCAGUCUUCAUGAGGAUGAAGAACAAAUCCCUGGGAAAGCAGGAAUGGAAGAAGUAGCUGACGAUAAAGGAACUUCCCAAGAUAAUCGAAAAGGCAAACAGUGGAACGAGGUGAAAGUGCAACUCGCAGAUCUACCAGGGAUCUAUGCAAAGCUAUCUAAAAUAAAACUCACAGCGUUAGUUGCAACCACUGCGACGGCUGGAUUCGCAAUGGCACCUGUACCCUUCGACCUUAGCUGUUUGCUUCUCGCCACUCUUGGAACAGGCCUUGCUUCCUGUGCUGCCAACUCCAUUAAUCAGUUUUUCGAGGUGCCCUUUGACUCGAACAUGAACAGGACAAAGAACCGACCUCUUGUCAGAGGGCAGAUUAGUCCUUUACAUGCAGUAUCCUUCGCUGCUGCCUGCGGGGUGCCCGGUAUAGCGAUAUUGGCACUUGGAAUUAACCCACUAACUGGAGCAUUGGGAGCCUUUAACCUUUUCCUCUACACAUGUUGCUACACCCCAAUGAAACGGCUGAGUAUUCUCAACACCUGGGUGGGCUCUGUAGUUGGUGCUAUUCCUCCAGUCAUGGGCUGGACAGCAGCCACUGGCAGCAUCGGCGCAGGUGCCUUGUUAUUAGGUGGCAUUCUCUACUCCUGGCAGUUCCCACAUUUCAAUGCGUUAAGCUGGAACCUCAGAGAGGAUUAUUCACGAGGAGGAUACCGUAUGAUGUCCGUCACGCACCCCGCGCUCUGUAAACGGGUGGCAUUCCGCCACUGCUUUGGUCUCAUUGGACUAUCAACGCUCUGUUCCGUCUUUGAUGUGACCACGUGGACCUUUCCCCUCAUUUCACUCCCAAUAAACUUGUACAUCAGCUAUCUCGGCUACCGAUUUUACAGGGACUCCAGCCGUAACAGUGCUCGCAAACUUUUCUUCUGUAGCCUCUGGCACCUUCCAAUGUUACUACUCCUCAUGCUGACCUGCAAGAAAUCGAUAGCUGGUAGUGAGAGUACGAUCCAUCAUCAAGUUCAAACAGAAAUGCAAGUGUAAUGUUCUUUUUUUUAAAGAAAACUUCAGAAGGUAGCUACGGUUAUUUCUGUGCCAUUUGCCAUUGUCCCGUAAAGUGGGACAGUCUCAUUUCUGUUCCUCGAUGUUUUACGGUUUAUUAUUGCUGUAUGUGAUUCUGCAAUGUUAAAUGCAAGCAAACUUCACUUUUCAUAGGAAUAGGUUCAGGCUUUUAGAAACAUAGAAACAUUGAAAAUAGGUGCAGGAGUAGGCCAUUCGGCCCUUCGAGCCUGCACCGCCAUUCAAUAUGAUCAUGGCUGAUCAUCCAACUCAGUAUCCUGUACCUGCCUUCUCUCCAUACCCCCUGAUCUCUUUAGCCACUGGGGCCACAUCUAACUCCCUCUUAAAUACAGCCAAUGAACUGGCCUCAACUACCUUCUGUGGCAGAGAAAUCCACAGAUUCACCACUCUCUGUGUGAAAAAUGUUUUUCUCAUCUUGGUCCUAAAAGAUUUCCCCCUUAUCCUUAAACUGUGACCCCUUGCUCUGGACUUCCCCAACAUCGGGAACAAUCUUCCUGCAUCUAGCCUGUCCAACCCCUUGAGAAUUUUGUACGUUUCUAUAAGAUCACCCCUCAAUCUUCUAAAUUCUAGCAUUUUCACCCCUCAGGCAUGCCUCACUUUCCCUUUCAGUUGUAAUUUGGUGCAAUUAUAUCUCAAUUCUUUUUCGCUGCCAUAGCUCCAUAGUCCGUCAGACCUGUAUAACAUAAGAAAUAGGGGUAUACACAGGCCAUAUGGUCCCUCGUCAUCUGCUCCAUCAUUCAGUAAGUUCAUGGUUUGAACCGACCUGAACUACACUAUACUGCUCAUCUCCAAAAUGCUCGACUUCCUAACUAGCAGAAGUCUAUUGAUCCCGGUCUUAAACUCCGGAUAUCCCAAUAUUCACAGCCUUGUGGGAAAGAGGUUUCCAGAUAUCCACUAGUUGUGUGGGAAUAAAUGUUUCGCAAUCCCCUUCCUUAAUCGCAUAAUUCUUUUGUUCUUCAUUUGCCCAUUCAUUUAAAUCACUUGACUAUUUAUAUCUACCCUAACAAAUCGUUUAUGACUCUUUAAAUCCCUUGAUCAAGAUUACACCUUGAAUUACUGUGCUCAGAGGAAUAUAAGCAAAGUUUAUGCUACUGUCUUCAAAGGUUAACAACUAGCAGGUUCCACAUCUCCCUCAUGGUGUCAAUAAGGUUAUUUUGUGAUUUCCAUUGAUGUAAAAGAAGGGUCUCGACCCGAAAUGUCACCUAUUCCUUCUCUCCAGAGAUGCUGCCUGGUCCGUUGAGUUACUCCAGCUUUUUGUGUCUAUCUUCGGUUCAAACCAGCAUCUGCAGUUCCUUCCUACACACAAUGUCCUUUAGUAUCCCGUUAUGGCUGUGGAUGCCUUAAACGCACAAUACAUGCACAAGGAACUAACAGAUUAAUGUAUCACUAAGUGCUUUUGAACACCAGUGAAUGUUCUGAAGUGCUGGCCAGAAUUUCAGGAAAGAUCAUUGGACCACAAUUUGCAUUAUCGUGGAAUUAAUUAUAAAAUAUGUCAUUCAGUGUGUUCUUCAGAGGAAACCAAAAGAAAUUCUCAUUUAUUGUGACACUUUGUUUAAUUGCAAAUUGCAGGUAUCUGCUGUUAAUACUUGAGGACUUACAACCAAGUUUACAUUUCUCUUCCAACUAUAAAUGUGUGGUUAGCACUGACAUAUAUGUUCAGAAGUACUCCGUUUUAUUUUGCAACGUUAAAUUAUUUUAAAUUAAUGAGUUCGAACUGUUUCAAGGUUUUCUUCCUGCGUAAGUUCAAUUGAACACAGGUCAUUCAGCAAUUGAGAUUGUUGACCAUGUCCAUUGAAAUUGAUGGUUGAAAAUCGUUCAGAUCUCAUAUUGGGAAUUACAUUAUGAAACAAUGUAAAAAGAUUAGCAUUUAAACCACAAACUUUUAUGCCACAGUGUUGAUACUUUGAUAUCAAAAUUGGUAGAUGGUGUGAUUCUUCAAAUUCAUACCACAUGGGAUAGGAGACUUGUAACUACCAUCCUUUCACCCCAACAAAGCUCAGAGAUCACUUAUGUAGUUUCAAGGUGACAAUGUAUAAAUAGAAUAACCAUAUUUUUAGCAACAGUGAUCCAAAGUGUUUCAUAUCUAUGUACCAGAAGUUGCUUUAGAAAUGACAAGUGUGGUCAGGAUGUGAAGUAAUCCUCCAGUAAUUAAUGACUAUCAUUAUGAUGAUUUAAAAAAUUGAAAUCAGAACCUUAAGCAAAUAAAGGUUUGUGAAUGUUUGUAAUAAAUGAGUAUAACUGAU
This is a messenger RNA of Leucoraja erinaceus (little skate), 3723 nucleotides long. RefSeq names its product protoheme IX farnesyltransferase, mitochondrial (gene cox10). Gene Ontology annotation, cellular component: membrane; mitochondrion. Bases 98 to 1444 code for a protein of 448 amino acids. Gene Ontology annotation, biological process: heme biosynthetic process. Gene Ontology annotation, molecular function: protoheme IX farnesyltransferase activity. The record is from RefSeq and is a predicted model, not a curated record. The transcript is spliced from 7 exons. NCBI's taxonomy places the organism in Eukaryota, Metazoa, Chordata, Chondrichthyes, Rajiformes, Rajidae.